UCCGCAUCGGUUCGAUGGCAGAGCAUGACCAAUCGAGCUCCGGGCCGGACGUUCAUGCGGCGGGGCACAAAAUGAGGAGGUCAAAACAUCGAUCCAGAUGCCCGUGUCGACGCCGGAUUUGCGAGCAUAUGCCGUCAGCUUUCAUCAUCUUGUGCUCGACUGCAUCUUGGUAACAAGGCAGAGCAACGUGGUCAAGCUUUCAACUGCAGUUGACCUGUAAACCGUGCAGACUUGAUUUUGCCCGACAAAGUGGUGCAAGCGGCACGGACACUUGCAGGAAUCGGGGCGCCCCCACCAUGACUUACGAAUCUCAGGUGUCGUUCACCUUGGAUACCAUCUGCCCAUGGACAUAUCUGGCGAAAAAAAGACUGGAUGAAGCACUUCGCCGAUUCCGUCAAAGUGAUGACGCCAAAAGUACAACCUUUGUGAUAAAGUACUUCCCGUAUCAGUUGUAUCCAGAAGCCUCGAAAGAGGGGGAGGAUAAAUCCGAAUGGUACAAGAAGUCGCGCUAUGGCGAUACUGAAGAUAAAUUGAAGAUGUAUACCACGUUGAUGACAGCCUACGGUGAAAGUGCAGGCAUCAAGUUCAAAUUUGGUGGGACCAUCGCGAACACCUUGGAUGCGCACCGAGUGAUCCAGCAUUUUCAGGAAGAAAAGGGUUCUGAGACUGCUGAUAAGAUCAUCAAUUCGUUGUACUCUCAAUUCUUCGAGAACGAGAGAAACCCUUCAUCGCACGAGACACUGCUGAAGGCGACCUCUAAUGCUGGAAUUCCUGAAGAUGAAGCGAAGGCGGUGAUUGAAGACAAAAAUGAAGGUCUUAUGGACGUCACGGCCUUGAUACGCGAACAGGCAUCAAACGGAGUUGAUAGCGUUCCGACCAUUAUCUUUGAAGGUAAGAGAAGAGAUUUUACGCUGAUUGGGGCCAAAGACGUGGAAGAGUAUGAGAAGGUGUUGCAUCAAGUCGCGAAGGAAAGCAAGUAGUAGUUGGGUGUGAUAUUUGAAUAAGGUGUAUUGAUCCCUGAGUCUGGAAUGUGGCCAACCUGUUCCUCCAUCUGACUGGCAAACACCCCACGUUCUUUGUAUGCAUAGAAUGAUACUCGAC
Molecule: messenger RNA, 1101 nt
Organism: Exophiala xenobiotica
Lineage: Eukaryota; Fungi; Ascomycota; Eurotiomycetes; Chaetothyriales; Herpotrichiellaceae
Exons: 6
Coding region: 297-980 (227 amino acids)
Molecular function (GO): oxidoreductase activity
Source: RefSeq, a predicted model, not a curated record